Molecule: messenger RNA, 2335 nt
Organism: Caenorhabditis elegans
Lineage: Eukaryota; Metazoa; Nematoda; Chromadorea; Rhabditida; Rhabditidae
Gene: kap-1
Product: Kinesin-associated protein
Exons: 15
Coding region: 109-2241 (710 amino acids)
Cellular component (GO): nucleus; kinesin complex
Molecular function (GO): kinesin binding
Source: RefSeq, marked reviewed
AGACAUCCCCCACGACUAGUGCUCCUCGAGCCGUCUCAUCGAUUUCUGUCGUUUGUCAGUUAUUCAGAAAUGCUCCGCCCCGGCUCUUCAGUAAGCUAUAAUAGCUCAAUGAAUCAAGUUUCAAUAGAUGCACACCCGUCAGAUCAGGCAAUUAUUGUACGAUUUGAACAAUCUCCUAGUUCUUCAGCAGGAAUUUCAAUAAAAAAGCGAGCUUCUUCAGCGAACGUUGAGUCUCUUGGCCAUCAAAAAAUAAUCCACUUGAAAGAAAUGAGUCUGGAUGUAGAUAUUCGUGCUUUAUCAAAUGUUAUUCUUCAAAAAUGUCUUUUCAUUCCUGCCACGUCACGAAGUCAAUUGGAGCAGGUUUUGUUCUACAUUCAAAAAAGAGGAAAUCAACGAAUAAGUGCGAGAUCAAGAAGUUCUUCGGCCGUUUCAUUUGAUCGAAGGCCUAUUCAUAGUCCUACAAUUAGUGCAGAAUUAGGGAAAAUAGAUGAGUACAUAGAAUGCUUCUACGGUGAAACUUCUGUUGAGAAAAACAAAGGAGCCGUGGCACUUUAUGAACUUUCAAAAAAUCCUCAAAACCUCACACAGCUUGUGAACAAUGAAACUCUUAUGAUGGCACUGGCAAGAGUAUUCCGAGAAGACUGGAAGAAACACUUUGAAGUUGGAACCAAUAUUAUGAACCUUUUUGUGAAUAUUUCCAAGUUUUCAUGUUUACACGGAAUUCUGCUUCAUCACAAGAUUGGUACUUUAUGUGUAAAUGCAAUGGAACAUGAAACAAAACGGUACGAUUUUUGGAUUGCUGAGAUGAAAAAGACGGAUCAAGAGACAUUGAGAAAACUAAAAACAGCCAUUCGAAAACAGGCGAUGCUAUUGGCAGCAUGUGUCACUUUUCUUACCAAUCUAGCCACGGAUAUCAGUGUCGAAUUGAAAAUGGUCCGAAGAAAUUUGGUGGCACUUCUUGUCAAAUGCCUCCAAAUGUCAUCAGAAUCUACAAGUUCACUAACAACUGCAACUAUCAAGUUUCUUCUUAAAUUAAGUAUUUUUGAUGAAAAUAAGAUUGUAAUGGAACAAAAUGGAACAAUCGAAAAACUUUUGAAACUAUUUCCAAUUCAAGAUCCAGAACUGCGAAAAGCAGUUAUAAUGCUUCUUUUCAAUUUUUCAUUUGACUCCAAAAAUCUACCAAAAAUGGUGAAUGGAGGUCUUGUACCACAUAUGGCAUCUCUAUUGGACAGUGACACGAAGGCAUUGAAUAUGAUGUAUUUAUUAAGUUGUAAUGAUGAUGCAAAAGCAAUGUUAGCAUACACCGAUGCUAUUAAAUUGCUAAUGAAAGAUGUGCUAAGUGGAACAGGAAGUGAAGUGACAAAAGCAGUCCUGUUGAAUAUUUGCCUCGAAAAACGAAAUGCUCAGUUGGUAUGUGGACAACGUGGUCAAGGAUUAGAUCUUCUUAUGGAAAUGUCUAUCAACUCGAGAGAUCUAAUGCUCAUAAAGGUUGUUCGAGCGAUUUCAAGUCACGAAGGUGCGACGCAGAAUAUGUUUUUGAAGUGGAUUGAAACUCUUAUCGGGAUUGCAAAAAAUGAAGGAGCAGACAACUCAGAGUCAAAAUCUUCAUUUGGUUUAGAAUGCAUGGGUACAGUUGCUGAGCUCAAAGUUGCUCCGUGGGCAAAAAUAAUUCAAUCUGAAAAUCUUGUUCCUUGGAUGAAAACUCAACUUCAAGAAGGAAUUGAUGAAUCCGAAGAAGUGACAGUACUUCGAGACAUAAAACCUCUCCAACUACAAAUUGUAAUUGCUUGUGGAACAAUGGCUAGGCAAUUGGAUGCAGCUAGGUUAUUGGCUCCUUUGAUUGAUACAUUUGUGCAGUUAUUACAAUCAUGCCAAAUUGAUGAUGAGUUUGUUGUGCAACUUCUCUACGUUUUCUUGCAAUUUUUAAAGCACAAGGAACUAUCUGCUCGCCUGAUGACUCAAGAUUCAGCUCUCGGAGCCCAUAUGAUCGAUUUGAUGCACGAUGCAAACGCAGUGGUUCGAGAAGUUUGCGAUAAUGCCCUUUUGAUAAUGGGUGAACAUUCAAAAGAAUGGGCAAAACGGAUAGCUGGAGAGAGAUUCAAAUGGCACAAUGCACAAUGGUUGGAGAUGGUUGAGCGAGACGACAGCGAAUUCGUAGAUUACGAUGAUGAAGAUUUUGGAGCUGAUCUCAAAUUUGAUCACUAUGAUGAUGGAUUUGAUAUGAAUGAGCCCCUUUUUUAACUUUUGUUUGUUGUUUUUUUAACCUACAAAUUAUAUAUUUUUACUUAAUAAAUGAAUGUUUUGAUUUAUAUGCAAAAAAUUAAAACAAAAUUCA